Molecule: messenger RNA, 533 nt
Organism: Staurois parvus
Lineage: Eukaryota; Metazoa; Chordata; Amphibia; Anura; Ranidae
Source: the annotation of a GenBank genome assembly
AUGAUUGGGAGGGGAUUGGAACACCUGAAUCACAUGAUUGGGAGGGGAUUGGAACAUCUCAAUCACAUGAUUGGGAGGGGAUUGGAACACGUGAAUCACAUGAUUGGGAGGGGAUUGGAACACCUGAAUCACAUGAUUGGGAGGGGAUUGGAACAUCUGAAUCACAUGAUUGGGAGGGGAUUGGAACACCUAAAUCACAUGAUUGGGGAGGGGAUUGGAACACCUAAAUCACAUGAUUGGGAGGGGAUUGGAACACCUGAAUCACAUGAUUGGGAGGGGAUUGGAACACCUAAAUCACAUGAUUGGGAGGGGAUUGGAACACCUGAAUCACAUGAUUGGGAGGGGAUUGGAACAUCUGAAUCACAUGAUUGGGAGGGGAUUGGAACACCUGAAUCACAUGAUUGGGAGGGCGGGGCAAUACUUUGGGCAGUAUAGUGUAUCUUGUGCCUGAUUGGGUCUGGCAGCGGAGUGAUACUUCCGUCUGCAGGAUACGUUACGUAGAGUAAGGGCAGAGAGCUGAUCUCAUAGUUGGG